CUUGGUUGGUAACAAAUCAUGUGGAUUAUGGUCUGUUUUGUCUUUGUAGACAAGAUGUGAAAUGGAGAAAUACUUGGCACCUCAGCUCCCGCCUGUUCCUGUCAUCCCCGAACAUAAGAAAUACAGAAGAGACAGUGCCUCGGUUGUAGACCAGUUUUUCACUGACAGCGAAGGGUUGCCUUACAGCAUCAACAUGAACGUCUUCCUCCCCGACAUUAGCCAUCUGAGAACUGGCCUGUACAAAUCUCAGCGACCCUGUGUAACCCACAUCAAGACAGAGCCGGUCACCAUCUUCAGUCACCAGAACGAAACUACUGCCCCUGCCCCUACUCCCACUCAGGCCCUCCCCGAAUUUACCAGCAUCUUCAGCUCCCACCAAACUCCUGAUGUGAACAACAUUUUCAUCAAGCAGGAGCUUCCAACUCCAGAUGUUCAUCUUUCUGUCACACCCCAGCAAGGCCAGCUGUAUCAGCUCUUGAGCUCACCGGAUUUAGAUAUGCCCAACACUACUACUCAGGCAGCCGUGAUGGACUCCCUAAACAAUGUCUCCAUGCCAUCUGCCAUGGCGGGCCUUAACACGCUCUCCUCGGCUGUUCCACAGACUGCAAUGAAACAGUUCCAGGGUAUCCCCCCCUGUAGCUACACCAUGCCAAACCAGUUUCUGCAGCAGCAGGCCACUUACUUCCCUCCUUCGCCCCCAAGCUCAGAGCCUGGAAGUCCAGACAGACAAGCAGAGAUGCUGCAGAAUUUAACCCCCCCUCCAUCAUAUGCCGCAACUAUAGCUUCUAAGCUGGCGAUUCACAAUCCAAACUUACCAGCGACUCUGCCCAUAACCCCCCAGAACAUCCAACCAGUCAGAUACAACAGGAGAAGUAACCCAGAUUUGGAGAAAAGACGUAUCCACUACUGUGACUAUCCUGGCUGCACAAAAGUUUAUACAAAGUCUUCUCACUUAAAAGCACACCUGAGAACUCACACAGGUGAGAAACCAUACAAGUGCACAUGGGAAGGCUGCGACUGGAGAUUCGCUCGCUCGGAUGAACUAACGCGCCACUACAGGAAGCACACGGGGGCAAAGCCCUUCCAGUGCGCCGUCUGCAAUCGCAGCUUCUCCCGCUCCGAUCACCUGGCUCUCCACAUGAAGAGGCAUCAGAACUAAAACCCGGACUUGUCACUGAGGCUGUUUUGUAUCUAUGCAAUUUCCUAUUGACUCUCAACAUACAACUGAAAUUAGUUUAAUUUUUGAGUAUGGGUUAUCCAUUUAAAAGAAAUCUCAAAAGAAACUGGAAAUGUAUAUUUUGUAUAUUUAUGCGGGAAAAGGGAAGACACUGUAUCACAAUACCGGAGUGUUUGGUCAUUUGUUUGCUUUCAUAAUGUAUAUGGCUUUAGUCAGCAGGUUCAUCUCUUUACAAGUAUUAUAUCUCAACACAUUGCAGCUUCAUACAUAUUUUUUCCUCUUGCGGUGUUUUGACCAAAGCACUGUCAUUAUGGUGACAGUGUUUGGUAAACAAAUUAAUGAGAGGAUGCAGAUGAAUGCACACAGUGGAAAAGCCAUAAACUGUAAUCUGUCAGGUUUUUACUGGACAUAUUAAGUACAUGUGUUUUGUGGUUUUUUUUUUAAUGUUAAGGAGUUCUGUGGAUAUAAAAUACAUAGAAAAAUUCAUAAAAAGCCAUAGAACAAAAUACUUUGUUCUGUGUGUUGCAUGUUUGCUAUGACAAAGAUUUUGUAAAUAUGCAGAUCAGCUUUUUUAGGUUUAUUACAAAAGUUUUCUAAGAAACAUCUG
Messenger RNA from Manacus vitellinus (golden-collared manakin), 1784 nucleotides. It is a transcript of the gene KLF5, whose product is annotated as Kruppel like factor 5. The transcript is spliced from 3 exons. The record is from RefSeq and is a predicted model, not a curated record. Gene Ontology annotation, molecular function: DNA-binding transcription factor activity, RNA polymerase II-specific; RNA polymerase II cis-regulatory region sequence-specific DNA binding. The coding region runs from base 62 to 1159 and encodes 365 amino acids. Lineage: Eukaryota; Metazoa; Chordata; Aves; Passeriformes; Pipridae. Gene Ontology annotation, biological process: regulation of transcription by RNA polymerase II.